GGGAGAAGCAGCUGACUCGAGGCUCGGUGUGAGCACAGAGAGAGAGAGAGAGAGAGGGCUGCUGUGUGCCUGGUACUGCAGCUUCAGGAGGGACUGUGCUCAGCGGAGGGAACCAAAUUCCAAACAAAAUGCUGUCCACCCAGAACCUGCCCUGCUGCACUGUCAUCCUAUUAGUGCUGUUUAAACUGGCCCAUGCCCAGUACGAGCACCUGGGCUACCCGCCGGGCUACCCUGAACCGGAACAGGAACAGUACACUGCCCCUCAGUUGGCUCCAGACACACCCAGGAUUCAGCUCCGACUGGCCGGAGACAAGAGGAAACACAAUGAGGGCCGCGUGGAGGUUUUCUACAACAACGAGUGGGGAACCGUCUGCGAUGACGACUUCACCAUCCACGCUGCUCAGGUGGUGUGCAGGGAGCUGGGCUACCUGGAAGCCGUCUCGUGGUCACCAUCUUCAAAAUAUGGGAAAGGAGAAGGACCCAUCUGGUUCGACAAUCUCCACUGCACUGGCAAAGAGAAGACCUUAGCGCUGUGUCCGUCCAACGGGAUCGGCGUGUCAGACUGCAAACACAGCGAAGAUGUAGGUGUGGUGUGCAGCGACAAGAGGAUCCCGGGAUUUAAAUUUGUCAACACAUUGCCCAACCAUGUGGAGAGCCUUGAUAUUCAAGUGGAGGAUGUACGCAUUCGAGCCAUCUUGUCAUCGUACCGCAAGCGAAUCCCUGUAACAGAGGGCUAUGUAGAGGUCAAGGAUGGCGGCAAAUGGAAGCAGAUCUGUAACACAGAGUGGACCCAGUUUAACGGCAGAGUCAUCUGUGGCAUGUUUGGCUUCCCUGGGGAGAGAAAGUACAACGCCAGAGUCUACAAGAUGUUUGCUCGCAGGAGGAAGCCCACGUACUGGGACUACUCUGUCAACUGCACUGGAAAUGAAGCCCAUUUAUCCAGCUGCAAACUGGGUCAGGCUACAUCACUGAAGUCCAAUGAGACCUGCACUGGAGGGUUGCCCGUAGUGGUGAGCUGCGUGCCUGGUAGAGCCUUCGCGCCAACGCCCAUGACGGGAUUUAGGAAAGCCUUCCGACAAGAGCAACCGUUGGUUCGUCUCCGCGGUGGGGCUAUCGUAGGCGAGGGCCGAGUGGAGGUGUUGAAAAACGGAGAGUGGGGCACCAUAUGUGAUGACAACUGGAACCUGCUGUCUGCUACUGUGGUGUGUCGAGAGCUGGGCUUUGGUACAGCAAAGGAGGCCCUGUCCGGAGGUCGCCUGGGACAAGGUAUGGGCCCGGUGCAUAUGAAUGAGGUAGAGUGCUCAGGGUUUGAGAAGUCCAUAACUGAGUGUUUCUUCAACAAGGAGGCUCUGGGCUGCAGUCAUGAGGAGGACGCAGCCGUCAGAUGUAACGUCCCUGCUAUGGGUUUCCAGGAGAGGCUGCGCCUGAGUGGAGGCCGUAACCCCUAUGAAGGCCGUGUGGAGGUGCUGAUGGAGAGAAACGGCUCUCUGGUGUGGGGGACGGUGUGCAGCGAUGGCUGGGGGACUAUGGAGGCCAUGGUGGUCUGCAGACAGCUGGGCCUGGGCUUCGCCAGCAAUGCUUUCCAGGAAACGUGGUAUUGGCCGGGGCAGGUGGGCGCGGACGCUGUGGUGAUGAGUGGUGUUCGCUGCUCUGGAACCGAGAUGUCUCUGUCCCACUGCCUGCACCACGGAGCCCACCUCAGCUGCCCUAAAGGAGGCGGACGCAACGCCGCCGGUGUCUCCUGCUCAGAGACGGCUCCCGACCUGGUGUUGAACCCUCAGGUGGUGGAGCAGACCACCUACAUGGAGGACCGGCCCAUGUUCAUGCUGCAGUGUGCGUACGAGGAGAACUGUCUGUCCUCCACGUCCAGCCAGGUACCGGCCAACUCCUACCGCCGCCUGCUGCGCUUCUCCUCCCAGAUUCACAACAACGGACAGUCCGACUUCCGGCCCAAAGCUGGCAGACACUCCUGGGUGUGGCACGACUGUCACAGGCAUUAUCACAGCAUGGAGGUGUUCACCAUCUACGAUCUGUUCAGCCUCAAUGGAACCAAAGUGGCAGAAGGACACAAAGCAAGUUUCUGCCUGGAGGACUCUGAGUGUGACGAAGGUAUUGAAAAAAGGUAUGAGUGUGCUAAUUUUGGAGAGCAGGGUAUCACCGUGGGCUGCUGGGAUACCUACAGACACGACAUCGACUGCCAGUGGAUUGACAUCACCGAGCUCAAACCUGGGGAUUACAUUUUCCAGAUUAUAAUUAAUCCAAACUAUGAGGUACCAGAGUCGGACUACAGCAACAACAUCAUGAAAUGCAGAUGUCGAUAUGAUGGCCACCGUGUGUGGAUGUACAGCUGCCAUAACGGUGGCUCAUUAAGCACUGAAACAGAACAGACGUUCCCAGGCCUCCUCAACAACCAGGUGACCCACAGGUAAAGAAGAAGCAGAAGAGUGAUCUGGCCAUUCCCUCCAGCAGGAAGACUGUCUGAAGCCCUCCAACCACUGCACACCUCAAUCUGUGCUGGAUUCCUCCUGCCAGCUAUGUCCUGGUCAAACCACCUCUUUUUAUGUUCCCCUCAUCCAUGAAGCAGCAGCUUUCUUUGACACUCCACCCCCCUUUUCCCUUCAGCAGAAAGAAUAUUUGAUUCCUCCUCCUGUCUAGACAGAGGCAGCUACUGUUUUACCAGUGCUUCCAACUUCCUUGGUUAAGAUCAAGAGACUGGUGAAGCUCUUUGCGUGCUCUGUGACUGAGAGACCUUUUACUUUUUCAUGAGUGCUGAAUAAACCUGCAGGUUCGAGGCAGUGUUUUACACAAGGUGCAGCAUCGGGGAAUGUCAUCUAGAAUGAGCUUUUUUUUUUUUUUAAAUGGAGCACUUUAACAGCACUCUGUUGCAGUGUAUCUUUGUUCAAAGCUCUCCCCGGAGAGUUUGGAUGUUUGUGCCAGGUCGCCUGAAGAUUGAGAGAAAUUAUCGAUAACAGCAGCAGCUGCCUGUGUGUAACCGUGCAGGUCCUUUUCUUCCACUUUUCAACAGUUUCACAAAGUGCCUUUUACACACUGAAGUCCAGAUACACUGAGGUUAUGUUACACAAGUGUUUCUAUUGCAUGUCGGGUAUUUAAGGUGAAAGCACACGCUUUACUUCUUCAGGAGUUUAUGCAAAUAAACUGUGGCAGAAGCAAGUCCUCAAAAAGCAAACAGCCCGUUCAUCACCAAUUACAAGAGCUAAUUGCCUGAUUCAGCUGCAAGACUAAUCUACCAUGGCUGAAACGUGACAUACUAAAGUGCCUUAAAAUGCCCAAAGGCCUUUUUUUUCUUUUAAUUGGAGCAUCUUCUUCACUGAUCUAACUAAAGUAAAUGGGCUUAGACUGUAGUCACGAUCCAAAAAGAUUUGCACUACUGUCCUUUGGUGUUGUGAAGGUGUGGUGGAAGCGAGCUCAUUUAUCCUAGACAUAAAUAAUAUUCUUAGCUUUCCUGUUUAUAUGUAGCAAUAUUUGUUUCUGAAGCUAAUAUGAGAAACUCAUGUUUCUUUUUUCUUUCACCUUUACAUUCAUUACGUCUCCCGUCGUUAAAGAGCACCUUAACACCGUCUCAUGGUACGUGUCCAUCAUCACUUCAGCGCCUCCCAUUCAUUGUCUAUGUGAGCCACUCUGCAGUGUGUUUUGGUAGCGUUGCAUUGCAUUGCCUGCUCCUCAUUGCCUGCUCCUCAUUUGCAUAAAGUUGAGGUCUUGGGUACUUUACACCUGUCAAGCGCCCAAUGCUAGAAAGCAGUGCGAUCCUUAAAAACUGAACACAUAACAUCAGAAGCUUGUUUUUGCUGCCCUCCAGUGGUUUAACUCCCACCUUGCUGCGGUGAUGGACAGGCGUACUCCAGGUGGUGCUUUGUGAUGUCCCUGUUGGAUGUGGUUGCAGGUGCGACAGAACACGUAUGACCACAGCAGAGUUUUAUUAGAUGCUAAACAAACUUGAAACUUUCAGCCACAGCUGGCAGUAAACGACUGCUUUUUCACCUGGUGUUGAGUUACGUUUUUAUCAGACUUCUUUAAAUUAAUUGUAUAAGGUUUUUCAUUUUGAAGAGUGCCACAGUGCCAUGCUGAAAUGAGACUGUGAAUGAACGGUAGACUUCUCCUUGCAUAAAGCCAGUGACAUUUUUUUAAAGACCCUCUCCUCUCCGUCACAUUUCCUAACAUGUCCAUAUGGUGUUUUUUUUCUAUGCUGGCACCAGCAUGGCUGAACAUUUCCAUCAUGAAACUGCAUAUCAAAGACAGGCUCAUACAUAACAAACCUAUGGAACCAAUCCUGUUAGUAUCCGGUUUGAGCUAAAUUACUGAGUCCUCGGUGAGCUGGUUUGCUUCAUCAGUAGUGAAUGAGGAGGGCUGAGUGAAGAGAGAGAGAGGGACUUCAUAGAUGUUAGAGGAACCAAGUGUAGUGUUACAUUUACGUCAUUUCAAGGCAGGAAGGGAUCAUUUUCAUGGAAAAACCUUCUAAUAAUGUGACUUUGAUACACACAGAUGAAUUAUUAGCUGUUAACUUCAGAGAGGGUCUUUUAAGCGCAUAAAGGCCUAUCCACGUCAUCAUGUAAAACUGAGAAACGUACCACUAAUCUCGGUUCAUUCCAGUGGGUUACAGUUAAGUGAAAGUAAAACGGCACAAAUUUGUUGUAUCGAGUUAACUGAAACAGUGGGUUUGAGACUUCCAAAUUUGAACCACUCUCUGAUAGCAACACCCAUCUUAAAUAUUUUAAAGAAUGAGGCGAUGAGCCGGUGUGCCAUCGUUGCUAAUUAGCUGUGCUGAACUACACUCUCCAGUUUAAUGUCCUCUGGUGGUGACGUAUUAACUGCACCGAAACAUGUCUGAUUAUCUGUUAAGUUAUUAUUCUGUUAGCAACAAAGCCAAGUUAACUAAUUAGCUAACGGACUGUGUGUGUAAUCAUCAGCAGGUUUCUCGGAGAACCUGCUGGAGCUAUUGUGAUUUACCAGUCAGAUAGUGUUUUAGCAUUUUAGGAUUCAUUUUGCUGUGCCACUUUUUUUAGAUAACAUUCAUUUCCAUGUGCAGGGUACAGGACAAGACCAGUCACCCCAGCAGUUUGAGCUUCCAGCCUGCAGGGCAGUUAGCAGGUUAACCAGCUUAGUUAACCAGCUGUAGCAACCGUACAGCUUAAAGACUCAGGCCAGUGUUAAGCCUCUAUCAUACUUUCUUGUGGGUGCGUUCAGACAUCUGCGGACAUCAUGGACAUGCAGCUUUUUUUUUUUUUCUAUUAUACUACUUUUAUACUACUGUAGUAGCUUCCACUUUUGCUCGUCCACGGUGUCCACAAGGGUCUGUGUGUGUCCACAAAGGUACGAUGCAUCUAGUGUUUAUGACGUUUCUGCAACAACCUUUUUCUUCUUUUAAAUAGUAAAAAUAUUAAUGAUAUGUGCUUUAAGACAGUCCAGAGGAGUCUUCAGUCUUCCUACACCAGGACUAUCCUCCAGUGACAUGCUGUCAAUUAAAGGAAGGUUUCAGCCACUUCCUCUCACUGCUUUAUGUUCUCCUCACGAGGACCGAGGAGGUGAUUUCUAUCCUGUGGCGACACGGAUCGCAUCCUCUCAGCACAGAGAGAGCACAUUUCUCCCUGUUAGACGGUCUGUUACAGAUGUGUUGUUUUUCUCCUCUCGCAGUUUUCAAAAACAACACACCAGUAAUUCAUAUGUUAAAGUUACAUUGUUUUUAUUCCCUGUUUCAUUCUUUUUUACAAUAAUGUGUGUGAAUCCAGUUUUAAUGUACUUUUUGUAAUGGUGCUAUCAAACUGGUCCUCUGUUUUCUGAGGGCACAGUACAUGUUGAACAGCUACAUUAUGUAUACUAACAGUAUACUUGAACUGAGCGUACGAAACAAUGUGCUUUGUGUGUUAAACUAUAAUAAAGGUCUGAGUUACGGAGCAACUAAA
This is a messenger RNA of Stegastes partitus (bicolor damselfish), 5918 nucleotides long. RefSeq names its product lysyl oxidase-like 2b (gene loxl2b). Gene Ontology annotation, molecular function: copper ion binding; protein-lysine 6-oxidase activity. Gene Ontology annotation, biological process: peptidyl-lysine oxidation; collagen fibril organization. The transcript has 14 exons. Gene Ontology annotation, cellular component: membrane. Lineage: Eukaryota; Metazoa; Chordata; Actinopteri; Pomacentridae. The record is from RefSeq and is a predicted model, not a curated record. Bases 129 to 2429 code for a protein of 766 amino acids.